Molecule: messenger RNA, 543 nt
Organism: Aspergillus ruber CBS 135680
Lineage: Eukaryota; Fungi; Ascomycota; Eurotiomycetes; Eurotiales; Aspergillaceae
Product: hemerythrin domain-containing protein
Exons: 2
Coding region: 1-543 (180 amino acids)
Source: RefSeq, a predicted model, not a curated record
AUGGGAAAGAAAAGAAACGAGUCCGCUGGCAAUGGCACAGGAGAGGGCGAGUCUCCCUCCCCGCUAUCAAUGAAAGACUUUCAAGUCUACAACCGCCUGUCCGUACAAAUGGACCAGUUUCACAACCAUUUUCGCCUCGUCUGGAACGAUCUCCAAAACGCCUGCGCCCCUACCGGCAAACAAAAACACCCCCGACAACUCAUCCUCACCGGCCUCGCCUUCUGCUCCCAACUCGACUUCCACCAUUCCAUUGAAGAACAGCACAUCUUCCCUGUCCUCGCGAAGAAAAUGCCCGAGUUCCGUAAGGAAUUAGAUCUUCUACAACAGCAUAAGAAGAUCCAUGCUGGACUGGCGGAGUUGGAGAGGUAUCUGGAGGAUUGCCGAAUGGGGGAUGUGGAGCUUGAUAGGGCGGAGGUGAAAAGGUUGAUGGAUGCUUUUGGGGAUGUGCUUUGGAAGCAUCUUGAUGAGGAGGUUGAGACCUUGGGGGCGAGGAAUAUGAGGAGGUAUUGGACGGUGAGGGAGAUGCCGGGGUUGCCGAUGUGA